GACUAAUUAACAUUUUCGUAAAAAUUCUAAAAAAAACCUUUAGGAAGUGAUUGAUUUUAGUUUUGAAAUUUGACAGUACAGUUACCAAAUAUCUCAGUGACUUUAAUAUCAUUGAUUGAAGCCACUAGAAAACCAGGAUCUUCUAAAACCAUACAUAUACAUCUAGUUUCUGUACAUCAACUAACUUGUCAACUACAACUUUUGUCAUAUCUUCUAUUUUCUGUUUUCCGUCGGAUUUUCGAGAAUCAAGAAAGGUUUAGUCUAGGAAGGGGCUAAUGUGUCCGUUCCUAACGCUCGCGGUGCAUGUGACGGAAUAAGCAGAAGCAGUCAUACUUUUCAUAUUUAUAUCUAUAAGUCAUAGUAAAUGCUCUAAGUGUUUCAAUAUUUCUUUACCUAUCCAUAUUUUGCCUUAUGUAUUAUGAAAUAUUUGAGCAAUAAUAAUAAUGUAUAUACUGAAAAGUAUUCACAAAUUUUUUGCCGGUUUUAUAGCCACAGUCUUAACGAUAUAACAAAACCUUUAUGCAUUGAGUAGGUGUUAAAUACGGUAUUUAUCACGCCAUUAUUCAGAUAAUAUAUCAAAAUAUGUACAGUCACUUAAUUAGUAUUGAUUAAGAGGUCGUACAGCGUUGGCUAUUCAUAUGAAUCAGUAGAUAGCAUUUGUAGGCGGACAAUUAAUUAAGGCUUUUCAUUUGCAUUAAUUAUACCCGGAAUUCGGAUACAGUCAUUAAGAUGCUUGUAUCUUGAUGAAGUACUAUUAUACUAUUUCUACCAUUAGAUCAGGUUCGUCUCUAAUGAAUUGGUGAUUCAGAAUGACGGAGGCGAAACGAAGAAUAUCAACAAGAUCAGUUUAUGUGUUUAUCUAUUUAUGUAACAUGAAGGGGUUCACCUAUUCAUUAUUAUUUUUAUGUUGUUGUUUUGUAAGUCGGUUAAAACUUAUUUUUGAGAAUUUUUUUCAUCUUCACGACGGAAUGCUAGUUAUUUGUUGGUCUUAUUUACACUGAUAUGGAAUUCCUUUUAAUGUUUAAGGUAUCUUUAUCCAAUGCUACAUCAUCCUCAACCAUUAUCUGAAUGGAAAUUACAACGUUUUCGUUUUAUUCAAGCCGCUCUAUAUUGGAAUGCAAAUUCUAGACUACAUGCUAUGUGGAAACGUCAAGAGGAAAUGAUUAAUCAUUUGUCUGUAACUGCAACAAAAGUUAAACAGGCUCGACCAAACGCUUCAGUUCGUGAAAAUAUUCUUUAUACGCAUCUAAAACGGUUUAUGUCUGAACUUUCUAAAAGCUACCAUGAUAUAUCGUCAUCAUCAUCGCACAUUGAAACAACAGAUAAAAACAUUUCAAUGUUACGAUCCAAUUCUUGGGCAGAUGAUCAGUUGAUCAGUGAUUUCUCCAAACUAGAUUCAGAAUGGUCAAGAAACAAAUCUGCCGAUAAUAUUCUAAGUGAAUAUCAACUAUCUCAAUAUGAUCUUGGUUUGAGAAUGCCAUAUAACCCUGGACUAAUAACUCAUAGACUUGACAUUACUGCUUGUUCUUACUUUACAUCAUUCACUUGUCCAUUGAGACUUGUAUUUCAUGCAUUGGAUGCCGGUACUGAACCAUUUAUGGUUAUGUUUAAGGUUGGCGAUGAUUUACGCCUGGAUAGUUUAAUCUGUCAGCUGACUUUUCUUAUGGAUCGAAUAUGGUUAGAUGCUGGAUUAGAUUUACGCAUGAUUCAUUUUCGUAUUCUGCCAACCGAAGAACAAAAAGGUUUUAUUGAAUUGGUUUCAGAAUGUAGUACACUUCGACAGAUUCAACAACAAGGUGGUGGUUUAACUGGACCUUUCAAAGAAGGUGUUAUCACGAAAUGGUUGCAAUCACAAAAUAUUACUGAAUUGGAUUAUAAACGAGCUUUAGAUAAUUUUCUACGUUCAUUAGCUGGAUGCUGUGUAGCAACGUAUAUACUCGGUGUCGGUGAUCGGCAUAAUGACAAUAUUAUGAUACGUUAUUCUGGCCAUGUAUUUCAUGUUGAUUUUUCUAAGGUAUUUGGAAAUAGCCAGACAUUUGCUGGUAUUAAAAGAGAUCGUGUACCUUUCGUGUUGACACAAGAUAUGUUACACGUGUUAAAUACCUAUUCUAAAGAUGUAACAAAUUUACCGUAUGGUGUAAAUAAUUCAUCAGGAUUUGGUUAUACACCAGGUCAUGGGUCUAGUCAUUCACAACAAGGUGUACAAAUCUUUAUUGACAGAUGUUGUGAAGCUUAUAAUUUACUAAGACAUCGUUCAUAUCAACUUAUUUCAUUGCUUGAAUUAAGUUUAUCAAUGAAUAUACCAGGAUUGAAUCGUGACUGUAUUCGAUUUGUUUUAAGAGCAUUACGAUUAGAAUUGAAUGAUCAAGAAGCGAGCCAAUAUUUUACUGAAUUAGUUCGUAAGACUUUACACUCAAAAUCUUCUAGUCUGAACUUUUUUGUACAUGGAUUGGCUCAAGUUAAACAAGCUUCUCAUGGUGGAGGUGUUUCUGGCACAAAUACAAAUGCAUCUGACAAUAAUUCCCCUCCAAUCAUAAACAAUCAAUUUGAUAAUCAUUGGAAUACAGAUAAUAAUAUUAAUAAUAACAAUAAUAAAAGAGUUAACAACAAUAAUUCAAACAUUAGUGGUAAAUUGGUUAAUGAUUCAAAGACUCGAUCCCCUCCGACUAUAAGUAAUUCCCUUUCAAAUUACACUGGGACUGGACAAAUAUUUAGUUUUAACCCGAAACGCUUCACAAAUGACUCAGAUGGAACUAUUGAUGCGAUUGUAGUGGAAACUGCGGUGAAAAAGAAAACCGAUGAUAAACAUUCCGAUUAUUACUUCCCAAUGAAUGUUUGGCGGGAAAAUUGUCGAGUUCCAACUAGAGUUUAUCGUCGCGUUUCAGAUUUAGAAGAAUUAGAAACGCGAUUGCAAGAACGUUUCCCAAAUUCAGCUGUUACUAAAACUGUGUCGCAUAUCAUGAAUGCUUUAAAUUCAAUAAGUAUUAGUUCUACACGAUCUCAAGAUCAUGUGCAAUCUUUAACAGACAGCUUACUUUCAGAUGAUGAUAUUGUGUCCAAAAGUGCAAUCGUAUAUACUUUCUUUCACAGUGUAUUGUUCGAUGAAAGAUUUACUGCUGAAGACAUGCCAUCACAAGGGCUGACAACAUCAACUUCAUCAUCAUUAAUCAAUUGUUGGUCAUCUUCAUCACCAUUACAAGAUUAUUUACCUGAAAAAUCUAAAGAAUACACAACUCCUUUACUCAUUCCAUCAUUAUCUUCAUCAUCAUUAUCAUCGUUUCAUUUGUUUCAUAAUAAUUCUGAUGAUUUAUUAAAAUCAACAUAUAAAGUAGACCAUUUGCCAGCUGUACAUAUUCAGUUAUAUUUAAGUGAGAAUUCCAGACGUUUAGAUGUUUUAAUCAAGCAUGCCAGAUGUUUAUACAUCCCCGGAUCGAAUGAGCCACCAGAUGUGUAUGUAAAAGUUUAUUUACUUUCUGGCCGACGUCGUAAAACAACUAAACAUAAAACAAACAUUGUUCGACGCUCUAGCUUUCCAUCAUUCAAUAUCACAUUUUCCUAUGACCUCAUUCCAAAUGAUAUACAGUGUGGUUUUAUUGAAGUUUCUGCUUGGCAUUCUGUUCAUAUUGGUGAAAAUAUACCAUUUGGACAAAUCUACAUUCAACUGAAAUCAAUUCGUCCAGGACAUGUAUACUCAAACUGGUAUAUACUAUGCUCAGAUCCAGCGUGUUUAAGUUAAUUCCUUUACGGAUAAAAUACUAAGCCUUACAUUCUGCCCACCGCUUUCAAUUUAUUUAUUCUUAAUACACAUAAACUAGUUCCGUCGUUGGAACAAAGUAUACAUCCUAAACUUCUUAUUUCUGCUCCAUUAUCUACGAAUUUAAUUUGUGACUCGUUUAUUUCAACUACACAUGUAUUAUUUAUGCAUUAAGAUCAUUCCAGCUAUUUAAUUGUCUUCUCACUAUUAUAUUUUUAUUGCAUCAAUGAAAUUUCCUACACUAACAAAUCCCAUAUUAUAGAUCCACUGAACAAUCAGCCAUCUCAUCUAUUGACACGCGGAACGAAGCAGCGUGAUUUCUUACGAAGCUGCUUAACAUAUCGAAAACUUUAAAAUCCCUCUUUUUUCAAAUGAGUAGAAUACAUACAUUUAUACGUAUACUUAGUUAGUCACCUGUUUUUAGAUAGAAAAUAAAGUAAGCUUCCGUAACCAUUCUCUCUUACUCAUAUGCUCACAUUUCGGCAUGUUAUAGAUUCUAUUGUAUUCUACUCAUUUCUUUCCAUUACCAAGAAGCAGUCAGAAAUAAUAAAAAAACUAAUCUGACUUGUAAGCAACGCUUGCAUUUCCUUUGUUCUAUUUCGAUAAACCUCUAUUGUGUAAUAAUUUUAUUUUCAUGUAUUGUUUUACAAUGGUCAAAAUCGACGUGUCGGAAUACUUCUUUUGUAUGAUAUGAGUCUAAUAAAUAAAAUAAAAUUUGUAUUUGUGCUUGUAAUCACUGGAAUAUACAUAUACACUAAUGUACUGUUGAUUUCCUUUUAUAUUGAUCUUUUUUAUUGUUGUGAUUGUUUUCUCUUAUGAUUUGUGUCUACUUGGUUGUGUAAAAUAAUGUCUUUCCUGUAUGUAUAUAGAAUAAUAACUGUUUAUUAUAGUCUACAUAAUAUUUUUUAAUAUUUUUGAAAUGAUUUUUAAUGUGAUUAAUAUCCAUAUGCUCAUUCGUUUCUUCCUUUUUUGGUAAAGAUUUUUAUUAUGAAAAUGAAUAAAGUGAUUGUAGUUAUAAACU
Molecule: messenger RNA, 4775 nt
Organism: Schistosoma curassoni
Lineage: Eukaryota; Metazoa; Platyhelminthes; Trematoda; Strigeidida; Schistosomatidae
Source: the annotation of a GenBank genome assembly